This is a messenger RNA of Danio aesculapii, 2836 nucleotides long. It is a transcript of the gene tmppe, whose product is annotated as transmembrane protein with metallophosphoesterase domain. The record is from RefSeq and is a predicted model, not a curated record. Gene Ontology annotation, molecular function: hydrolase activity. The transcript is spliced from 5 exons. The coding region runs from base 404 to 1729 and encodes 441 amino acids. NCBI's taxonomy places the organism in Eukaryota, Metazoa, Chordata, Actinopteri, Cypriniformes, Danionidae.
GCUGCGUGACGAGCCAAUGAUUUUAUCGCUCACACUUGUCACGCAGAAGACCCAGGCUGUCAAAUGACUGACGUGUAUGUAUCAAAUUUGUUUACAAUUUGUGUAGUGGACGAUUUUGUAGCUUGAGUCUCCACCAGUGUCUUUAGGAGUUUCUAAAGCAGAGAGCCUCGAACAGUGUUAUUGCUGUCAUCACAGCGGCCAUCACACGCCUUUGUCUGCGGAAGUAGUUUUGUGCUGCUCCACUUAACAGGAUAACGCGUUAUUAUUAUUUCAUAACAAGUAACGGAAUAUUAUUGGAAGGUAUGACGAAUUCUUUAUUACUCUAAUAAAUUAUAGCCUGCUGCCAUAAGGCUGCAUGCGGCAUAUUUGCUGUGGACUGUACCGGGGUCAGUGACCGGGGCGCAUGCCGGUCAGUAUGUUCGGAUUCGGACGCCUCUCCGCCGAGGGCAAAGUCGGAAUCGCAUCGGGGGUCGUGUUUUUCUCUAUGCUAAUAUCCAGAACGUUAAUCUCGGAGCGGGUGGACAAAGGCACGCGCGCGUUGCUGUUCCGCGUCCAGUUUCUGCUGUUCAUCAACUCGCUGCUGCUGCUGGGCUCGCUGUACCUCUGGAAGCGCGUGGUGAAGCGGCUGUGCGGAGCCCGAGCUGCGCCUUCCGUCCCGCAGAGAUGCUGGAGGGUUAUAGUCCUGCUGUUCCUCACGCUCGUGCACGGCAGCUACCUGUGCAUGUUUUUCCUCGUAGAUACCGAGCCACACUGGCUCUCGCUGCUGAGUUUCUCCUGUUUGGGUGUUUAUGUCAUCCUGCUGUUCUUCCUAUUUGUUUUUGGCUGCCUAAAUCGCCUUGGCAAGCUGCUGUCCCGCAGCAGAAGUGCGGAGGAUGCGGUCGCGAGCGGAUCAUCCAGACAGACUGUGCUGGCUUUGAUAAUAACUGCAGUGCUGGCAGUGUAUGGGCUGGUAAAUGCAGCUCAGCCUCCUAGAGUAGUUGAUGUGGAGAUCCCAGUAGAGAAACUCCCCGAGUCCCUGAACGGGCUCAGGUUGGUGCUCCUGUCCGAUAUUCAUCUGGGACCUACAGUGGGCCGCUCCAAACUGCAGCGCAUUGUGACUAUGGUGAAUGAGCUCAACCCAGAUGUGGUGGUGAUUGUCGGUGAUCUGACUGACUCUCAGGUGUCUCGGUUGAGGAGCGCUGCAGAACCACUGGGACAGAUGAAGCCUCGACUGGGCUCCUAUUUUGCUACAGGCAAUCAUGACUACUACACUGCUGAUGUUGAAGGAUGGUUUGAGCUCUUGCACACAUUGGGGAUCGAGGCUCUUCACAACAGCCAUGCAAAAGUGUUCCGCCCUGAACGGACUGAAGACUGGAUUUGCCUUGCUGGUAUCGAUGACCUCGAGGCCCGCAUGCUACGAUACCCAGGCCAUGGCAUGGAUGUUGAGAAAGCUCUUAACGGCUGUAGUGCAGAGAGCCCUAUUAUUCUUCUUGCACAUCAGCCUCAUGCUGCCAAACAGGCUCUUCAGCAGCGGCCAGACAUCAGCCUGGUGCUCUCAGGUCACACACAUGCUGGUCAGCUGUUCCCCCUCACCAUCCUGGCAUUCCUAAUGAAUCCAUUUUUCUGCGGACUCUACCGUGUCUCUGAACACACUAUGGUCUACGUGACCCCUGGCACCGGUUAUUAUGGCAUUCCAAUGAGAAUAGCAAGCCGUUCAGAAAUUACAAACAUUGUACUGAAACAGGCAUGAGAACCCCCACACUGUGCCGUGCAGGAAUCAGACACACAUUCUCAUUCGUAUGUUCAUUACCCCUGCAUGCUGCCACACAAACAAGCACUCAUGUAUUACAUAGUAAUGUAUGCAUAAUUAUUUGACUUGUCGGUCUCAUACACUACUAUCUGCUCAGGUUUGCACUAUGAUUUGCUUGAGCACAAUAUCAUAACAUGUCUUGUCUCUUUUAUUACACAUAGAAUGUGUGUAAACGGCUUUAAAAUAGUUUUAAUUGUUAACGUGUUAUUUAAAAGCCCAAUUCAUUCACUGCACAGACAGCCAGCAACAGACAAUUUGAUCGGUUUGGCCAGAUUAGUUUGUUUCCCCUGUUGCUGUCUGUCGGAGCUAGGCAUGGGACGAUUCAAGGUUUACCGCGGUUGGAAAAGUCAAGGUAGUAAAACCACAAAAAAUAUGAUAUACCAUAUGUAAAGUGUUUUUAAGUGUUUUUCCCCCAUGUCUUGUAAAGAAAUUAUGUUUUUAAAACUAAUGAAGACAGCAGAAGUCAAUGAUUCAUUUGAAUUAUGUAGCCUGACAUGUUUACUGCUCCAAAAUAUUAGAAAUGUUUCCUAAAAUGAAAUAUAUUGUGUUCAAUGGGGUAAAGGGUAUUGUUUUUACCCAGACAUUUUAAAAGAAUUAUUUUAGAGCACUAGUCACAAUACUGUGAAACUUAUACCGGCCCAUGCCUAGUAGGAGCCAGUUGAACAUGCUGAAUUGUUGGUCUGGUCAUGUAAUGUCUGAGAAGUGACGUGCUGUAAUCUGUUCAUCUUGUGCAUUUCUCGGCACUGUGUGAAUUGGGUUUUAUAAUAAGUGUGGUAUUGUAAUUUGUUUGCCAAAAUAUUCAGAAAUUCAAGCACUUUAAAAUGAGAAUAUUACAAUUCCAAAAGUGCCAGUUCUUUUUAAUUAAUUUAUAUGUAUUUGUACUGUUUUAGCCAGGCCCUUUUCAUCGGCUUUAAUUGCAGAUCAUAACAAUCAAACUUCAGAAUUCAGGGCACUGUUUCGACUAGUGAGUCAAUCAGGGAUUUCAUCAAACAUCUGUUUGUAACAAACUUUUAUCCAGUCAGAAUUAAAAUGCCUUCUUAUUGUCAA